Messenger RNA from Zymoseptoria tritici IPO323, 420 nucleotides. RefSeq lists its product as uncharacterized. The record is from RefSeq and is a predicted model, not a curated record. The coding region runs from base 1 to 420 and encodes 139 amino acids. Gene Ontology annotation, cellular component: membrane. Lineage: Eukaryota; Fungi; Ascomycota; Dothideomycetes; Mycosphaerellales; Mycosphaerellaceae. The transcript has 2 exons.
AUGACUCUGGGCGGCAUUCUCCUCGGCAUCAUCGCCAUCUUCUUCCCACCAGCCGCUGUCAUCGUCCGAAGAGGCUGCCACAUGGACUUGGUCAUCAACAUCAUCUUACUCUUCCUCGCAUGGAUCCCUGGAAUCGUCCACGCCUGGUACAUCAUCGCGACCUACCCGAGUCUCCGCCAAAGACACAGAAGAGCACGGGAACGGAGACGCAGUCAACUCAUCGGGACGCGCAGCCCGAGCAUGAGCGUCAUCAGCCACGGGUCAGGCUAUACACAGCGACGCAGCUCUUCUCGAAGACGGAGCACGUCUCGCAACCCUUCCGUUAUCCGCCAUGAACGUGUGUCGCGCUCUUACCAUCGCGACGACGCGUAUCCUGGCGGCAGGACUGUGUACUAUCCGCCGGUCACUCGGAAGUAUUGA